Mandrillus leucophaeus (drill) is the source of this 3074-nucleotide messenger RNA. RefSeq names its product apolipoprotein L domain containing 1 (gene APOLD1). Gene Ontology annotation, biological process: lipid transport; lipoprotein metabolic process. The transcript is spliced from 2 exons. Gene Ontology annotation, cellular component: membrane; extracellular region. Bases 235 to 996 code for a protein of 253 amino acids. The record is from RefSeq and is a predicted model, not a curated record. Gene Ontology annotation, molecular function: lipid binding. Lineage: Eukaryota; Metazoa; Chordata; Mammalia; Primates; Cercopithecidae.
AGAUUUUACUUUCCUGGAGGCAGACAGAAGUGAAUGAGAUAAGGUCCUGAGAACUUGUGUGGCUCCCCCCGAUUCCAGAACAGGUCUUUGAGAACUUGAUUCAUGAUCCACUGGAAAUAGACCCGUUCCCCUAGCGGGGCAGUGGCUGCUCCGCUGAACUCGUGCCAACUUCCCGCUGGCGUCCAGGCAGCAGGCAGGGAGCGGCGGCUGGCACGGAGACUCCAGGCUGACCGCAUGUCUGUGUCCCCGCAGGGAAUGGAGAGGCCGGCAGCCCGGGAGCCGCAUGGGCCGGACGCACUGAGGCGCUUCCAGGGGCUGCUGCUGGACCGCCGAGGCCGGCUGCACGGCCAGGUGCUGCGCCUGCGCGAGGUGGCCCGGCGCCUGGAGCGCCUGCGCAGGCGCUCCCUGGUGGCCAACGUGGCUGGCAGCUCGCUGAGCGCAACAGGCGCCCUCGCAGCCAUCGUGGGGCUCUCGCUCAGCCCGGUCACCCUGGGGGCCUCGCUGCUGGCGUCGGCCGUGGGGCUGGGGGUGGCCACAGCCGGAGGGGCUGUCACCAUCACGUCCGACCUCUCGCUGAUCUUCUGCAACUCCCGGGAGCUGCGGAGGGUGCAGGAGAUCGCGGCCACCUGCCAGGACCAGAUGCGGGAGAUCCUGAGCUGCCUGGAGUUCUUCUGCCGCUGGCAAGGCUGCGGGGACCGCCAGCUGCUGCAGUGCGGCAGGAACGCCUCCAUCGCCCUGUACAAUUCUGUCUACUUCAUCGUCUUCUUCGGCUCACGUGGCUUCCUCAUCCCCAGGCGGGCGGAGGGGGACACCAAGGUUAGCCAGGCCGUGCUGAAGGCCAAAGUUCAGAAACUGGCCGAGAGCCUGGAGUCCUGCACGGGGGCUCUGGACGAACUCAGCGAACAGCUGGAGUCUCGGGUCCAGCUCUGCACCAAGUACAGCCGUGGCCACGACCUCAAGAUCUCUGCUGACCAGCGUGCAGGGCUGUUUUUCUGAGAACAUCCUUUCCCCCUAAUGACCGAGGCCAGCAAAUCAUCCCCAUGGGAUGCUCCAGAUUUUGUAGCUCCCUUAGGAAAACACCACGCUGGGUUAGGAGCCGAAGGCAAAGGAUGAGAAAAACUGGUUUUGAAGUGGGUGGGUCCCCAGAGCCCUUCUUUUCCCAUCACUGUGACAUCUGCCUGGGCUUGAGUGCUACGGACUUUUCAGUUGUGUGAUCCUAGUGGAAGAAUGUGACCCCAAAACUCUUUUUCCUUUAUCAAAACCUUUCUGUCUAAACACAGCUGGGCAGGCACUACUGUUUGAAAGUUACUUCGGGGUCCCUGACCCUGCCCUGGUGGCCUGACCUGAGACUGGAGAGAGUGCCGCCCUCUGGGUCCUCUCCAAGUCCUACUAGUCUUUGAAGUCCUCAAAAUGCCCAUGAAAGAAGGCAUUUGCCUCUCUUCCAGAAUGUCUGAUACAAAGAACUGCAGAAUCCAGAGCAAAUCAGCCCUUCUCUAAACGUUGUAGGACGGUUCAGAACUCAGAGAGGGCCCUGGUGUUGACAUGUCCUCCUCUUCCCUUUCCCUUCAGCUUACCCACUCCCAGAUGCAGCCUGAGUAUGCAGUAGGCCUUUCCUGAGUGGCUCCCAAUCCAGUCCUCCAAGUACUCAGAGGGGAAGCCGGUUAAACCAUCAUCUAAGUCCUGUUCCCUCACAUGAAGAAGCUGAGGGCGGAGCGACUGCCAACUUCAUUUCCCGACAUCAUUGUGUUCAGAAGAGAGUGAUGGGUUGAGUUAGACAAUCCUGGGCUUGAGACAGGCUUUGUCACUACUGUGUGAGUGUAGCCACCUAAUCUGUCUUUGACUGUGUAAAACAAAGAUGAUAAAACCUCAUCCGGUUGUGAGAUAUUAAAUGAGCCAAAGUGCCUAGCAUAGUGCUGGCUCAUAUAGUGUAGUCCCUGGAAUGGCAGAUUAACACCACCCGGGAACUUGUUAGAAAGGCAAAUUCUUGGACACAACCCCCCUGACUUAUGGAAUCAGAAACUCUGGAUGUGGAGCCCGGCAACCUGAGUUUAAACAAUUUCUCUCCGUGGUUCUGCGGCACACUAAGGUUUGAAAACCACUGCAACAAAUGCUAACUUCUAAUCCCCUUGAUGAGCUUUCACGAAGUUUCGCAGCUUCUCUAGGGACUCCACGGUCUUCAGAGUCAUUCACAGAUGACCAAGGACAUACUGUGUCCCAGAAGCCAAAAUGAGAGAGAGCGCGCGCGAGCACCCGUAAGUGCAUCCUGAGGCAGUGUCUCACCGUGUGAACUAAGGGAUGUAACACUGUCAGUCCAUUAGAGGGCAGUGUUUCCCAUCUAUUGUAGAAACUGGUACAGAAAGGAACGUGAAGUUCCCGAAACUGACCUUUCUCUAUUAUUACCUUCUCUGAAAAGCGCCAGUCCAUGUAUUUUUUAUUUAUUUUGAGUUUGUAAUUUAAUUAUUGUUUAUUGUUUGCAUUUAAUUUUAUUUAACCACCACAUUUAGAAAAUAAUAAGAGCAAGUUUCUAAAUGGGAGACUGCUGAGGCUCUUUGCAAGAGAUGAGAUUAAGUUUGAGUUUCUAAGGCAGGGCAUGGGCUGGAAAUAGCAUUGCUGUCCUUGAAUGUCUCUCUCCUUCAGGGAGACUUUUAUUCUCUAGUGUUUUAAGUGAUCCUUUUAAGUAAGUGCGGAGAGUCUUAAAGAGCAAGACCAGGAGCUGAGUUUAAGCUUGUAAUGGAGGCUUGCAUUGUGGGAUAUAUAACUGAGGAAACAUAUUUAUCCUGAAGGUAGUUUACCAGAAGAUAACACUUGACCUGGAAAAGGAACCUAUUUAGUUCAGGAAAGAUAAAAAGUUUAGAGGUAUGUGAAGGAAGCACUUAGACCUUGCAAGCCUGGUGUCCUAUCAAGUUAUGUCUUAUGGGUGACAGACAAAAUAUCCCGUCUUAUGCUGGUGAUGUGUUGCAUUUUCACUUCGGGGUCUGUAAGAAACUGUCAGCGAAAAUGUAUACAAUUCCUUCAGUUUCCAUUCUUAACAACCGUAAUGUUGAAAAGUAAGUUGAAAAGUCUUUGGGACCAUA